Ciona intestinalis (vase tunicate) is the source of this 1570-nucleotide messenger RNA. The record is from RefSeq and is a predicted model, not a curated record. NCBI's taxonomy places the organism in Eukaryota, Metazoa, Chordata, Ascidiacea, Phlebobranchia, Cionidae.
UUUGUCAAAAUUAAAUCUUAGUGUUUCAGCAGAAUUCUGUUGUUUGUUUGGUGGUUGGAGGUGAGUGUUGAUCCACCGUCACGAUAUUAUUCACGGAAUUCAUUAAAAAUCAUAAAUUGUCAUCUUUACAAACUCAAUGUUUCAUCCAAACCGACCAAGUGAGGAUGACAGACCAAGGAGCUCAAGGAGAUAUAGAACUUCUCGUUCUAGAGACUUAGAUUAUGAAGUGAAUAGUAACGGUAACAACAGUGUGGCGAUGGACAACGAUGCGAAAGGAAGCGUAAGAGAUGCAAUGAAGACACCGCAAAGAAACACAACUUCAGCUAAUAGAAGUCCUUUGCCACGCCGUAAAUCAACCUUAAUUGAAACCAUGACAGCAAAUUUUGAAAGAAAAAAUACCGAAAUUGUUGUGACUUCAGCCCCUGUGAAAGUUCGAUCCAAUCAAAAUGGAGACGUGAAGCAAAGUGAGCCACCUGUUCAAACAGAACAAACUGAUACAUCUACUUCUCCACAAGAGAAAAAAUCAGGUCCAAGUGCAAGACGGGGAAAACAGCAAAGAGAAAAAAGAAUGUUACGUCAAAAACGAAGAAGUACCGGUGUUGUUUCUUUAAAGGAUAUUCAAAAUGAAGCAGAUAACUCGGGUGAUGUGGAAAAGCAAAAGGUGAAUGCUGAUGAAACAGAAACGGUUAAAAACACACAAAGCAAUGAGUUUUCCCCUCCAAGUGAUUCAACAGUGUCAAGGUUCAAUUUGAAUGUAUCUGACUUACAGCUACAUGGUAGUGGUGUUGAUACAAAGAAUGAACAUGGCUGUUCCAGGUGUCAAAGUGAAAAUGAAGCCAGCAAAGCAAUUGGCUCCAAGAAUUCUGAGAUUAAAACUUUGCAACGAAAACUGGAAGAUGCAGAGUUUACAAUCGCUAAGCUUCGCAAAGAGUUGAAAACAAUGGAUAAUGAGAUGCAUCAGUUGGAAAAUGAAAACCAACAAUUAAAAAAGGAUAACAAGAUGCUAGAUGAUGAGAACAAGACCAUGUUAAGAUUAAUUCGCCGUCCAUGAGAACACAAGUAGUUUACAUCUGCUAUCUUGUGCAAUAAAACUUAGACGCUACAACUAAAAUUACAGUAAACCCAAUCAUCCAUGUUUUAUUGUUUAACAGCCCAACAUUUUAGUUUCAUCAUUAUUAAAUAAUCUCAUUUUAUUACACAUAAGUUUCCUGUUGUAUUCGUGCACUAUUUUGCCAAUUAUUUUUACAUUCUAACAGCUGUAUAUUUUAUUAUUGUUUUUACAAUAGCCGUUGCACUUGUGCUGCCAGUAGUCAUGCUUCGCUGCCAAACUGUUUAUGGCUGCAUUAUAUGGGCAUGACAAUUUUGUAAUUUUUUUAAAUUUACAUGUAUUGUUUGUUUUUUAAUUACAAAUUGUUUAUUAAUGUAAACAGGGCAUGCAUGACAAUGGUAUUUUUUUUAUUGGCACUUUUUAUUCUAAACAGGUGGUAACAGUAAACGUAAGUAUUUUUAUUACCUUAUUAUAAAAGUAUUUCCGCCCAUACAUUGUUAAUACAUUUGAAAUUUGACAAAC